Messenger RNA from Eurypyga helias (sunbittern), 1716 nucleotides. It is a transcript of the gene MLLT6, whose product is annotated as myeloid/lymphoid or mixed-lineage leukemia (trithorax homolog, Drosophila); translocated to, 6. The annotation marks the transcript as partial. The transcript is spliced from 11 exons. The record is from RefSeq and is a predicted model, not a curated record. NCBI's taxonomy places the organism in Eukaryota, Metazoa, Chordata, Aves, Eurypygiformes, Eurypygidae. Gene Ontology annotation, biological process: regulation of transcription by RNA polymerase II. Gene Ontology annotation, cellular component: nucleus. Gene Ontology annotation, molecular function: nucleosome binding; histone binding.
CUUGCUAUGGAAUUGUCCAGGUUCCUACCGGACCCUGGUUCUGUCGGAAAUGUGAAUCUCAAGAGAGAGCCGCCCGGGUGAGAUGUGAACUGUGUCCCCACAAAGAUGGAGCCCUGAAACGGACCGACAACGGAGGGUGGGCCCAUGUCGUAUGUGCUUUGUACAUCCCAGAGGUGCAGUUUGCCAACGUGCUCACCAUGGAGCCAAUUGUCCUGCAGUACGUACCCCACGACCGCUUCAACAAGACCUGCUACAUCUGUGAAGAGCAGGGCAGGGAGAGCAAAGCAGCCUCUGGAGCAUGCAUGGCCUGUAACCGCCAUGGCUGCCGGCAAGCUUUCCAUGUCACCUGUGCCCAGAUGGCUGGCCUUUUAUGUGAAGAGGAAGUCCUAGAAGUUGACAAUGUCAAAUAUUGUGGCUACUGCAAGUACCACUUCAAUAAAAUGAAGACCUCACGUCACUCUGGAGGUAGCUCCUUCAUUGCUGGAAGAAGGAGUCGAUCCACGUCCCCUGCUCAAGAGAAGCACGUGUCCCACCACGAAAGGCCAAAGAAGAGUCGGAAGGACAAAGAAAGACCUAAACAGAAGCACAAAAAACGUCCGGAGUCUCCCACCAGCCUUACCCCAUCCUCGGUGCCCGUCGCUGCAGAGAAGGGCUCCACCAGCCACCAUGAGGGGAGCAAAGAGACCUCGGAGGUCGGCAGGUCGGAGGUGAAAGGCAAGAAGUCCUCGAGCCAUGGCAGCAGCCACAAAGGGAAAAAGACAGGAAGUGGGAAAAGCUUGGUUGGCUUCAGCUCAGCUUCGUCCAGCGGGACCUUCCAGCCUGCAGGUACCUCCUGCAGCAACUUGCAGUGCUCCCAGGACUUUGUGACAUUCCCCAAGCUUGAGCAGGACGACGAGAAGUACCGGAAGCCUGUUUCUUCCUCCUCUUCUUCCCACUGCUCCCCUCUGUAUGAAGGCCAGAAGGGAGACAUCUUUGAGCAGAAGGUGAUCUUCUCAGGCUUUGGGUCCAUCAUGCGCUUCUCCACUUCCACGGUGAGCCAGCAGAGAGGCCGCGAUGCUUCCCCCGUGGACUAUAAAGCCUCGAACCCUGUCAGCGGCCCUUCGGUGGGGACCAGCGGGACCAGCAGUAGCAGCAGCAGCCACAAGCGUAUGCCGUCCCUCAGCGUGGAGGAGGGAGAGGUGCUGAAAGAAAAGAAGCACAAAGGUAGCAAGAAGAACAAGCAUGGGCCUGGCAGGCCAAAAGGAGGCAAAAGCAAAGAGAUUUUGGGUGCCCAGCUGGCUGGGUCCACAUCUACUUCCUCAUCACCCUUCUCCGGGGGCUCCCUUGUUAGCUCCAGCAUUGGCAACUCUUCACGGUCCUUCAGCCACACGGGGAAUCUGCCCAGCCUCAGCAUGGAGUCCCCGCUGCUGGGAUCAGGGAUCUACACCAGUAACAAGGACCCUAUUUCCCACGGGGGCGGAGUGCUCCGAGCUGUGUGCAGUACACCCCUCUCUUCCAGUCUGCUGGCACACCAGGGCACUUCGUCUCUCCCUCAGCUCAACCGCUCGCCCUUUGCUAGCACCAUCCCAGCUUCCUCCUCCUCGGUCUCCACCACGCAGGUGUUCUCGCUGGCAGGUUCAACAUUCAGCCUCCCUUCCUCGCAUAUCUUCGGAAGCCCCCUCGCCUCUGGGCUAUCAAUCAACCCGCUCUUAAAUCAGUCGGAAAGCAGCCGGGCAG